AUGGCUAGCAAAAGCUUGCUCUUGAUAGUAUUGGCGAUUCUGGCUGAGGCCCUUAUUUGCGGAGGACAAUUGCCAGGUGGCUGGAAUAGCAUUGAACCGGAGAGUGAUCCUCAUUACCGUGAACUGAUUCAAUACGCGCUGGCUGUCAAACCCGUCGUAGUAGACGACGCAUACUGCGCUCUUUAUAAUAUAAACGGCGGGGAAGAGCAGGUUGUGGAAGGUUAUCGCUACAAAUUAAUGUUCGACAUUGCCAAGUCAAACUGCAUUGCAGGACGUGAUGAAUACAUCCCCGUGAAGUGUACACCAGUACUCAAUGCGGUACCUAUACAAUCUUGUACGGUAAUAUUCUGGGAAAGAUCUUGGCUGCACAAGCUUGAAAUGGAAUCGUUUGAAUGUGAUGCCCUUGUGUCAGAUUCUGGGAGAUAUGAAGAAUCAGGUCCGUUAACGAGACAGCAUGGAUAAAUGUGCUAAACUGCAAUGAUAUCCCGAAUAAAGGUUCUAUA
Molecule: messenger RNA, 503 nt
Organism: Dermacentor silvarum
Lineage: Eukaryota; Metazoa; Arthropoda; Arachnida; Ixodida; Ixodidae
Exons: 3
Coding region: 1-462 (153 amino acids)
Molecular function (GO): cysteine-type endopeptidase inhibitor activity
Source: RefSeq, a predicted model, not a curated record